Molecule: messenger RNA, 23510 nt
Organism: Lineus longissimus
Lineage: Eukaryota; Metazoa; Nemertea; Pilidiophora; Heteronemertea; Lineidae
Product: zinc finger protein 91-like
Exons: 10
Coding region: 22-4749 (1575 amino acids)
Biological process (GO): regulation of transcription by RNA polymerase II
Cellular component (GO): nucleoplasm
Molecular function (GO): DNA-binding transcription repressor activity, RNA polymerase II-specific; RNA polymerase II cis-regulatory region sequence-specific DNA binding
Source: RefSeq, a predicted model, not a curated record
GGGACUUUCCCAGGCAACGGCAUGGAGAUGGACCCGUCGUUACAGAUGGGUUUCGCCAAAUAUAAAAUGUACGGGAAAGAACUUGAACGCGUCUCUGGUGGGAGUGCGCUGGAGAAAAGCUUGACAGUGAAAACGGACCCCAGUGUGCAAAGUGGGUUGUCGACGCCCCCGGGACAAAAUGGCGGAAAUAGCAUGAGUAACGUUCACGUGUGCCCGUAUUGCGAUAAAGUGUUUCCAUACAAGUGUCAUUUACAGACGCAUAUUAGGACGCACACGGGCGAGAAACCCUUCAGUUGCGAGCACUGCGGGAAAAAUUACGCCAAUCGCAGCAAAUUGAAGCGCCACAUGCGCUCACAUACAGGCGAGCGGCCGUACAAGUGCAUCCACUGCAACAAGUGUUUUUCCCGCAGUGAUAAUCUCACCACGCAUAUCGUACGCACGCAUCAAGGGUUGCGUAUCUACUCGUGUGAGCUUUGCACUAUGUCCUUCACGACGCUGAGUCAUCUCCAACGACACGAGAAGACGCAUUCGGGUUAUCGCCCGUUCGCCUGCGUGCUCUGCGACCGGAAGUUCUCGCGACAGGACAAUCUGGAGACACACGUUGCGCGGGUGCAUGGCGCCGAGGUGGCCCCGGGGUCGGAGCUGACGUCGUCUGCUGAUGUGAUUGAUGAGGACAGUAAGGAUGCUGGUAUCAUGCCCAAGAUGGAGAGAGGUGAACUGACACCAGAAAUGCCUGAGGUCAAGGAAGAACCCGUCGACUACACGUCACAGAAAGAUACGAAGCAAGCGACCUCGUCCAAGAGGAAACGUGCGUGUCCAAGGAAGAUAGAAGACAAUCAAGUUAUAAUUGAUGUUGACGAGGAGAGUGACAGCAGUGAAUGGGACGUCGGCGAUAACAUAGAUGACGUGGGACAAUCCACUCCACAGUUCGAUGAGACCACGGCAAAAAUGGAUUCAAAAGAUCUUCUCCAGUUAACCAAGCUGGGCGAGUAUCGCCAGCUUGGGCCUUCUGGUGGCCUGGAUAAUGACCAAUCUCUCCAGGAGGGGGCACUGAAUCUUCAAACACGUACAGAGUACCAGGAAUCGCCAAGUGAGGCCGGGUCCGACAUUGUUGUCGGUCGACCCCGGUAUCGCAGUCUCAUUCCGGAUGCCAUGAAGAAGUCCGUUGAUCGUCAUGCAUACAAUGCUGGGAUGUCAGGACCACGGAUGGUCAGCGCCCAGAUUCCAGUCAGCGGUAACGCCAUGGCAACGAGUAUCGCUCGCCGAAAACGCGGUCGGCCACCAAUGGAAGAUUAUAACAUGGAAAGUGGACCAAGCGCGAGAAUCAAUCCAGAAAUAGACGCAUUGCGGUACGAGAUAAUGGACGAAGACGGGUUGAAUUCGUCGCGCGUCAAAGUCGAGACGAUGGAAAUGCGGGCAGCAGUCGAUGUCCAUAUUUGCAAAUACUGCGGCCAGCCGUUCGGGAGUUCACAACACUUGCUUGAGCAUCUUAAGACACAUUCGGAAAACGUCCACAAAUGUCCGUUGUGUUUUGAGGAGCUCUGCACGCAGGGCGAGCUUCAGCAGCAUUUGAAGCUCCACGCGGGACUCCCGUUCAUCCCGAGCUCUCUCUACCAGAUGCUAUCCCACAAUAUGGAGAAGUUUCAGCAGGUCCGUGAAACGAGGGAUCAAGAACGCAGCCGGGGAACUCCGCUGUUGUUCACCUGUAACAUCUGCGACGCGACCUUCAAGACGGUCGAUGCUUUGACGCGGCACAGUAUGGAGCACAAGCCUACAGACAUGGAGAAGAACUUCCCGUGCCAUAUCUGCAAUCUGACCUUCGCAAAGGAGGAAGACUGCAGGAGUCACUACAUCGUACAUCACGGUGGGACGGAUUUAGCGUGCAAGCAUUGCACGGCAGUUUUCCAACGCAAGUCCGACUUAACGGAUCACAUCCAGAAGAAACACCGUCUUCACGUCUGCGAUUAUUGCGGGAAAAAGUUUGGCAUGUUGAACAAAUUACAGCGCCACCUCCGGCGCCACACCGGCGAGAGGCCGUACAAGUGCGAGCACUGCGCCAAGUGCUUUUCCCGCUCGGAUAAUCUCCAGACGCACGUGAUGAGGAUGCACGGCAUCAUCUCGGAGCCUGUGAGGUGCGACAUGUGCGAUAAGAAGUUCAACUCGACUGAAUCACUCUCGGAGCAUUAUCGUAUCCACACCGGAGAGAAGCCGUUUCCGUGCAAACUAUGUGAUAAAAGCUUCAUGUGGAUAUCCGGUUUGAAGAAACACAUGCAGACGCACUCCGGGGAUGUGCCGUUUGGUUGCAAGUGCUGCAGUGAAAGGUUUGAAAACAAUGAUGAUCUUUCCCAUCACAUGAUUUCUCGUCACGUGCGCGCCGGCGAUGGGGGGAAGUUCGGUUACGAAGGGACCAGUCCUGGGCUACAGGACCAAGAUGAUGAUUCGUCCGACGAUAGCAUGGAUAGCGGCGAGUUCGAGCAGCACUCCGUGCAGACCAAGGCUGGAGACUACGAGGAGCCGAUGGACCUUACCUGUGACGGCCAGUCGCAGUCGAACCUAGACAGUCAAGAUGCCCUCCCUACACACCAAUCGAAAUCUGGUAACCCAGGCAGCGACCAUAUAUGCAAUUUCUGUACGGAGCACUGUGAUUCUCUACCACAACUGGUGCUUCACUGUGACUUGCUACACAAAGACCAAAACAAGGAGGACCUAUGGGGUAGCGUACUAGGGGCAGCGAAAAAACUCAAUGGCGUGAACCACGGAGGCAAAGUCAAACUGUCGAGCCCUGGGGUACGCCGUGCUAUAGACUUUGACCCAGUAGCCCUGCCCGGUCACAAGGAGGGCUUGAAGUUAGUGAUUGGGCGGGAUUAUGGAAAUUGGGCGGUGCAUGCCAAGUUAAAGGCGGAACACAAUCACGAGGAGGGCGGGAAAACACCCAACGCCAAAGAUACUGCUGAUUUAGACGGAGAUACGAAGAGGAAAGUCAACGGCGGGAAAACGGAGAUGCUGUCUCCGGCGAGUUUAGACGACACGGAUUUGAAUUUGAAGGAGUCGCCAGAUUCUGGGAAAAGCGUGGCAUCUCUGUCGGAUUCUGCUGAUCUACAUUGUUCUCUAUGCAAUUACGAUUUCGACACGAACGCCGAGAUUUCCGAGCACAUGGAAACUCAUAUCCUUCGUACGAGCUUUAAGACGCACGACUGCCAGUAUACGUGCCGUCAUUGUUUGCGGCCGUUCAACGAUUCGUCGAAGUUCAAGGCGCAUUUGAAGUGGCAUUCUCGAUGGAAACAGACGUGCGAUAUCUGCGGCUGUAAGUUUGACUCCCGCAGCAAGAUGGAGCGUCACAUGCGAGUUCAUACAGGCGAGCGCCCAUACGAGUGCUGCUACUGCCAAAAACGCUUCACGCGGACGGAGAAUCUGAAAAUGCACGUGAUGCGCCUCCAUGAUGUCGCCGAACCUCUCAUAUGCAAAUUUUGCGGGAACAUGUAUAAGGAGCGCGGGGACUAUCAGAGUCAUUGCGCAAAUGAGCACAUGGAGGACGAAGUGGGCUUGGACAGUUCAGGCAUGUCUGGUGCCUCUGUCUCUGUAUCAAAAGAUGGCGAAGACAAGUCAAUGCCGACAAUGGUAAAACAUGUGUCACAAGACCAGAAAGUCAAGAUGGAGGAUUUGAAGCCUGUGGUAAUAAAUGAUCUGAAGUGCGUGUUUUGCGAGGCGACGUUUCCGAGUGUGACAAAUCUGACUGAGCACAUGGUGUGUCAUUCAGAUGUCCCUCCCGAUCGACUGAAGGAUGCUGUUCGACUGGUGGUUGUCAAAGCAGAAAAGGAGGAACCCAAGCAGGAACCAAAAGAGAAUGCUGAAUUGGUGAAGCAAGAAAACGGUAAAUCGGCAAUUAACUUGAAGAAAAAUCUUGAGAAAUCCAUGACAGAUGCCACCUGCUCAGAGGGCACUUGCGAUAUGAGCAACACCUCUUGCCAGCCGACCACUACUGACACGAAGAUGACAAAAAGUGACAUUAAAGCUUUGGGUUUGAAACCACAUGACCAGGCAAUGGUGAACGGUAAAAGAAUGGCAGAAACCUGGGACGAGAAUCAUAAAAAUUCUAUUCCGUUCCCCGCAAAUAAUUUGAAUUUGAAUGUGAAUUCCGGCGACCCAGAUGCUAGUCCCAGUACCAGCCGUGAGGAGGAGCCCGAGGACUCGUCCGAAGCAGACGCGUUGUCGAUUGACGUGUCGUUUGCAGAGAACUCGGUUGAAAUGGAUGCGGGCGGGAAAUCUUCUGUGCAACCGCGACCAUUCCCUUGCCAACACUGCGAGAAGCGCUUCACGACGAAGUCUCAUCUGGUGAUUCACGUCAGAACGCACACGGGCGAGAAACCCUACAGGUGCAUGUACUGCGACAUGUGCUUCCGUACAUCGAGUAAGUUAGGUCGGCAUCUGAAGACGCACACAGGCGAGACGCCUCACAAGUGCCAAUACUGCGAUCGCCAGUUUGGGCGCAAGGAUAACCUGAAAGCGCACUUGAAUCGUGCACAUUCGCAGACCGACGGAAGCCAGGAGGUGAAGUGUGACAAAUGUGAGAAGUCCUUCAUGUCGGAGUAUGCGCUGAAGCAACACAUGCGCAUGCACUCGGAGAAGAAGCAUGCGUGCAACAUGUGCGAUCAGAGCUUCACGUGGCGUUGCCAUUUACUGAAACAUAUGAAAUCGCAGCAUCCUGAUGCGAUUGUCGCCGAUCUCGGCACGGGGAUGGAAGUACAGUGACGACUUUACAGAGUUCAAUUCAACUGCUGCAAUUCGCAUCAAGUCAUCGUUGGGAGGUCGCUGUAGAAUUAUUCAAUUACCGAGACGACCUCACCUUGAUUUAAGUGUGCAUCCAAAGCAGCAGUUUGCUUCGUGUCCGUUAUUAUCGAUUCUGACAGCACAAGUCCAUGUCUUAUUGGCAGCAGAGACGAAUUAAGAAAUCCGGUUGCAAUCUAAUUGCGUAAUUUGUUAGUACAUUGUAGACGACUUUGGGGUCCACGUCAAAUUAAAGCGUGGAAGUUUAAAAGCAGAGGUCCAGUUUUCAUAUUCAUGUUUUGACAUGUUAUGCAUUAACGAUUGCUCCCUAUAGCAGGGGAGCAGUCAUUUUAUGCUGAUUCGGUACAGACUGUGCUACCACUGUACUUUUGUACAUUUAAAUCUUGUGUGUCAUGUUCGCUACUUUUGCCAAAUUUGGUUCCCAUGGUAACAGAGUUUGUUUCUCCUGUAUUAUAGUUAUCUACACCUUGAUUCCCUAAUGACACAAAUGGACUUGUCCGUCUUACAAUACUUCUCAAAAUGGGCAAGUCCAUUGGUGAAACUAAAGGGUGGUUUUGCACUAAACCUCUUAAAAAUUUGACCAGCUUUUACGUGUUUGAUUAGUAUUUUCUGCCAUCCCACAUACUUUUAUACAUGUAGUUGCUAUUUUAUCCAAUCGUGUUUAAGUGCUUUGUUAUCGAAUGUUAGGAACAUAUGACGUGGGCAUAUUCUUUGGGGGGGUUUUAUGAUAAAAAAACGUGAAAAGUCUAAUUUCAAGGAAAGGUUGAGUUCUAAUUGUUCCCCUUAUAAAAUACUUACUUGUCCAUACUUAACAAAAUAAGCCGUUUUCAAUUUAUUUGCCUAAAUUUACUGUAAAGAACAAAGUGUUUUGAGAUAUAUAUAAAAACAUCUGUAAAGUUACAGUAACUGUAAAUUUCUUCUCACGACUUUUUAAAACAACUUUCGUGGAGUUAUUGAACUUAAGAAUAUGUCCACUGAAACCAUAUAUUGACGAGGCCAUCCUGAUCCCUCCUGAUUACCAAUUUGGACCAUCCCAGUGAAUGCAUUAUACAUUGCACUGGGAGAGUCCACUUUGGAAAGAAGGGGAGGGUACACACACUACACUGCAGUAGGCGACUGCGCCUGUUGAGUUUACAAAACUUGGAAUUUCCACAGCGGAAAAAAAACGAAGAUUGAAAUCGGUUUUUAGAACAUUAAUUGUCUUGAUUUUUGAAAGCUUUGUUAGGAAGAAUCCUGCAAUGAAUAUUACAUGUAAACUUGAUCUUUCAUUUUCGUUUAAAAAAAACUUUUCAUUCAGCUCGUUUCAACAUUUACAUACUACCAUUAUAAUCUGCCAUGACAAAAAAAUUUACUUAACCUUUUAGACGAUUAAAAAUUUCAAUCUCGUCAGUUUCAAUUUCAUUGAUUUUGAUAUAAGAAACUGUGUGGCUGGCUGUGGACUUUCCAAGUUAUUUUAGACACCUUGAUUAUGCAUUUUAUGAUCAGUUUUUUAAAAUCACAACGUUUAAGUUAUAGGCGAAAAGAGAUCUGUCCAGAAAUUUUCUGUGGGGCUCUGCACUAGACAUGACGAAUACUAGAAACCUAGUAUUUUUUGCGACUGUGUUAUUUUCGCGAUUGAGGAGGAAAGAGAAACCAUUAAAAUACUGCAACUUUCAUAUCUAAUGAAUAAACAAUUAAAUUUCGGGAACAUAAGCAAAAUACUCGUCUGCACUAAAUAAAAAAUGAACAAAUUUGCAUAUUUUUUGCUUCACAAACAUUUCCCUGUAUAUUUACGCUGAUCUUUAUUUGUUUUUCAAUUUGCAAAAUAAGAUAUAAAGUAAAAAAUGUUCGUGAGUUUCGUUUUGGUGGACUUGGUGCCUAAAAAGGAAAUUUUCACUACUCGAACUGAUUCACGAAAAUAAAACAUCCACAAAAAUUUGCUGGUUGAUGGUAAGUAUUGUAUAGUGCAGGGACCACGGAUGUGUUUACUUGUUAUGAGAACCAUUAACAUCGGAAAGGAGCAUAUCCGAUUUUGUUUAACAAACCAUCCUGAAACAGAACAGUUUUAUUGUGUUUAAUUCUUCCAUAUCGUAGUGUUGAGACGCAUUUUAGUAUUUGUACCAUGAAAUCCAUUCUUUUUGAAUACGCUUGUUUCAUCAUUUUUAGAAUCCAAUGUAAACCAUGUGUUUGACUGUAUCAUGUCUUUCUGGCUGAAGAAACAGAAACUUGGCCAAUGCACCCAAUAGGUGUAAAAGCGCGUUAAAAAGUGUUCAUCCUUCCUUAGAAAAGGAAAACUCAUCCGACUAAUCCAAUACUGGUAUGACAGUAAUUUGUAUCAUUGUGAUUUGUGAUUUGUCAUGAAGCUUUAGAGAUAUCAAUACCUCGUCCCCAGGUGUCAAUUGUCCCUGGCUAUGAGGUUACUAAAACCAAAGAUAUUUCCCUCCAUGCCUCUGAAAUCCAGAUAAUGUAAAUGUUGUUGUUCGCCAAUGUAUGGAUCUUGCCAGAAACAUAAACAAAAUACCAAAGACAGGUGUUGUACACAUUGCGACCAACCUUUGAAAAAUCUAAAACAAAUCUGUGAUUUCCCUUCAAUGCAACUGUCAAACUAUAUCUUGGACACUCCCUCAUGGUUUCCACAUUUUUACACCUUGGGAUGAAAUGACCAACAGAGUUAUAAAGGAUAUCAUUAGGACACUGUCGGCUAAAUAGUCACCUUCCACGGAGGUUUGAUUGUAAGUCCCACCUUGGGUGCACUCGGGAAGCGCGAAAAGCUUUCUGCGCCAGGCUUAAGUCCUUAGUAGAAACUUUGCAGCAAUAUUCUAUGGUAAUCAAUCGACCAUUUUGGGCUUCAUGAUCCAUUUUUGGCCCUUUGCCAUAGGAGUUAGUCCACGUCAGGUUUACAUAUUUACCCCAUGUUUGGGAUCUUUUGCCUGUCCUCGGUUUAAAGUCUCAUUCAAAGGACUAUGAAGAGCCAGGAAUUUAAAUUCCUUGAAAGCCACACCAGUUCCUCCAAAGAUACAAUCCUGAGUUCUCCCCGGAAUCGAACCCGGGCCCUAUUGCGUGGUAGCCAGCAGUGUUAACCACUCGGCUAUGAAGCCCUCGUAAAAUAUUGUAUCGUAAAAAACAACCCUGGAGCUUCGUUAAUGGUGUCGGUAUUCAUAUCUUUGAGGAGGGGAGGUAUAUUGUACAAUUUGACAGUUGCAUAAACGAUUUGGAUCCAGCUUUAACUAAUUCCUGAUUAUCUGUGAACUGAUUUGAUAUUUUGGAAAAAAAAUAACUUGAUCACCAACCAGUGUCAAAAAAUGAUUCUAGCUUUGUAAAAAAAAGAAUAAUUAUGAAUACCAACAAAACCCAAGACCAACAAAAACUAUCAAUACCAACAAAACUAUAAAUAGAGACAAAACUAUCAAUACCAACAAAACUAUAAAUUCAGACAAAACUAUAAAUACAACAACACUACAUGUAUGAAUACCAACAAAACUAUAAAUGCCAACAAAACUAUAAAUACAAACAAAACUAUAAAUACCAACAAGACUACAUGUAUGAAUACCAACAAAACUAUAAAUGCCAACAAAACUAUAAAUGCCAACAAGAUUAUAAAUAUACCAACAAAACUAUGUUGCAUUUUUUGCAUAGAUUACAGAGAAAAAACACAAAUCAGUUUACAUAAAAGAUGGAAGAUCCGUAUGAUUUCCUUUCAGUUGUAAAUUAUGACAGCAAAUCAUCUCUUAAAUUUUCAAAAGAUUACCAUGUUAUGAAUGAAAAUUUUCAAAAGAUAACCAUGUUAUGAAUGAAAGGCAUUGAUAUGAUUGUUGUAUACCAAACCAGCUUUAAGAUUAUAAGUAGUUUUAAAUGACUAAUUAACUGUUGAAAUUAACUAAUUAGCUAACCAUUUUGCUAAUUAGCUGUUUUGCUUAUUGUCAGUUUUUUCCUGCUCUUUUAGUGUUGCCUGCAUCAUUUUGCACAUAUUGGUGUGAUAACUGUAGAGAAUUUGUUUUGCCUUCAUCAAGUUAAUAUGUUGUGUUGUCAAUCUUUAGAAACCGGUAACUUAACAUGUCUGAAAUCAAGUUUCAAAGUAAAUAUUUCAAUGAUUACAGAAAAAUCUGUGUAAUAAGAAACGUACAUCUGAAGUGAAGUUCACUCACAGCAUACUAUUCUUGUUGCCAUUUUUUCAGUAGGUGCUCUAAAUGUAACCGUUGCCAUAAUGCUUUUAUUCAAUAAGGAUUUUGAUUCCUGUCUUGUGUAUCCCAGUUAGUUUCACAUUGUUCAGACUCAUUGAUUCACAAUUCCAGGUUCACAGUACCGCUAUUGCAUUCAAAGUUAUGUUGCAAGGUCGUGCCUUCUCUGGAGAGCAAUUUUGCUACAGUGAUGCUUAAUCGUGCCAUUAUUUUGCUAGAGUGCACCAUAUGCUGCCAUUCUUUAAUAGAGUGCAAAAACAAAAGAUGUUUUCAUCUUGCUUUUGUCUUGUUGAUUCACGAUGUGGGGUUCUGAAUACGUAAUUUGGGUCUCCCAGUUAUGUUGCAGAGACGAGCCUCUCUAGAGUGCCAUUUUGCUAGAGUGCUGUGUAACCAUGCGAUUAUUUUGCUAGAGUGCACAAAAUGUUGCCAUUUUGAAUAGAGUGCUAAAACAAUAUUCAUAUUGUUAGACUUGUGCCAUUUGGAAAAGUUGAGAUGCCAUAAAAAGUACUAACAUAGUUUAUAAACCAAAACGUUACUAACAUAAAAUAUAAAAAGUAGUAACGCGGUUUAUAAAACCAAAACGUUACGAACAUCUGAACGGUAUUAACUCUUUUCCAGCUUAUCGAACAUUUGACAAUAAUUUAACCAGAAGCAACAUAUAAAGCACCCUAUUUGUCAAUAAAGAUAAUGCUGAUUUUGUAGAUUUCGCCAAAAAUCAUAGACACUACAGUUAAAGUCUGUCGUCAUGUCAUUGUCUGCUUCGUGACUUUUUUUUUCGUCAUCACCUUCUGGUAGGCCUUUGUUCCUACUUGGCGCGCUAUUAAGCAAAAAAAACACAUAAGGGCAUAAUUGUUUUCAUGGCCCAAACCAAUAACUGCUGUAUUCCGACCCAUAUUUGCUGUGUAUGGACUGACAUCAUGUUCCCCUCUACAGGGUGGCCCAGAAUUAUUUUCCCUCACACAAUGGAUACACCAUAGAAUUCUAUUGUGCAAGGGAAAACCUUUCUGGACCACCCUGUAGACUCAGUCAUCAGUGGUAUCAGCUCGGUGUUCUCCCAUUACGUUUCUACUAUCCUUGAUCACUAUUCAGAUUUAUUGUCAUCUCCCCUUAGCCUAAUCCCUCAACACCAAACAAUCGGGACCCACAGCCGUGGCUUUCAUCAAAGGGCGGAAAACAGCCAAGCUCGACAAACAUCUCUUACUAUUAUAGCUCUAAAAUUGUUACUUGUGAUAGAGAAACAAUGUGCAUUUGUUGGCGAACUGUCUCGUUACCAAACACAGCACAUUAUUUUACCUUUUAUAUCUUUACUUGGUAGGAAAUAUUCCCAAGAUACUCGAGCUGAACGGCUGAUCCAAAGGGUCAUCUGGCGAAUCUUGAUAACUAGUACCCCUAGAAAGGCUUCCAAAUAGGGCACUUACGGAAAAAUCGUCAAGGCCAAAGAAACGUAAUGCCUGACCUUAUAACAGGUAGCGCUCAUUGCCUGGCCAGGAGUGAAUGGGUAUGACCCAAUAGGGGGGUCACCUGUACAUAACACUCAUGCAUUGCAUUACAUACACUCUUUAGAACACCCCUGUCUGUCAAAUGGUUUGUCCCGUCUGGAGUUGUAAUUUCGAUUUCCUAGCUACUCUAAUAAUAUUUUGACCCAAAAUUAUUUUUUCGUUCUGUCCAGGUUUUAAGAACGGUUUUAAAUGUGAUCUACUGACCAUUGCCGCAAGCACUCUAAGUGCAUAAGAGCUGAUAUCUGUGCAUGGCAUCCAAACAUGCAGAUAUGGGAUUUGAGGUAUUAAAAAACGCCGAUAAAAUUUUAUUCUUCUGUCUACUUCCUGUUUCCUUGAAACGGGCAUGGAACUGCCCAAAAACAAUUUUGUCAGAUAUUCUUUGUGCCUCUUGGCCAAAAGAACAAAAAAUUUGUGCAGUGAAUUUAUAUACUUCCAGUAUCCAUCCAGUUUAGAAAAGACUGCAACUUAGACCUAUGAAUGCCCUACAUGUUUAAGAAAAGGUGUGUUACACUGUUGACGCCAUUAGCCGGCUGGAGGGGGCUGUAAAAGGCCUAUAUAACAUGUAACUGACCUAUACAUGUAUGUGAAGUGGACGCAGCAACAUUGAUUACAUAGAGUCCACACAGUUUGUUCCCCAAAUGACUCGUGCAAGCUUAACGUUUAGUUUUUUCUUUUAGGAUCUUUUGUUUUUACUUUUUCUGCGCUAACCGUUGUUUUGAAGCAUUUACGAUAAAAGAUUUUAAAUGGAUCCCGUGCGGUCUUUAGUGCUGAUUACUGCUGUGUGUAUAAGGCAUUGCUGUUGAUUUCGAAAUACAGAUUACUAAAACUCGAAGUUCUCUUUUGAUUAAUUAUUCGAGAAAUCUAUUACACAAGAAAUCAAUUUCGCAUGUACAUGUAGUUAUUGAUUAACUAAUUUGACUUAAUCAAUACUAAGGAAUUAACUGAACUGAGUAAGUACAGAUAACAUUGAAUUUGGUGGUCUCUUUUGACCCGUAAAAAUCUCUGAUUAAUUCAUCAAGAAAUCAAUUACACAUGUAGUUAUCAACUACGUGUAAUUUAGCUUAAUCGAUACUAAUGAAUUAAACCUAACUGAAUUAGUAUUAAUCCAAAUAAGUAACUUUUAAUGAAUUGAUUUGUGCAGCAUUAUUUUUUUAAAUCACACGCUUCCGACUGUAAUUAAAAACACUGGCAUUAUUUUGGUGAAACUAUUUUAUUUAAUAACGUGUAAAUACAAAUUUUUAUGAACUUGAGAUAUCUAGUUGUCAGCGCUCGUUAGGGUUUGGGGGGGGGGUAUGUAAAUGAGCUUAUUUCGUUAUUGUGAAACUUUUUGAUGCUUCAAAGCAUUGAUUGAUUGAUUGAUUGUUAUUUCUAAAUUGUAUGCUUCAGAAUAUUUAUGGAAAAAUGUUGAAAAUUGUGUAAAAUUUGUGCUUACUUCUUGUUACCAUGGGAACCAUUUUGUGUGAACGUACAUAUUUGGUGCAGAAUCGAUUUUGUGUUUUUAGAUGAUUUGUUUACCUGUUGUAUGAAAUGGACUCAACCGCUGACACAAAAGACUAUUAGGGGGCAGUCCAUUCUCAUGUUACGGGGUAUUACACAUUUUUUGCAUGUAAUGUACACAUAGUGUAGCGGAUUGCUUAUUUGGUAAAACCAGUUUCCUCAUCAUGACACCCAGAACAUCCAUAAUGGACUUGAUAAGUGUGCUUUAGAAGGAGUCCAUUAUGGUAUCGGCGGGAGCCCGAGAUGAGAGUCAUCAGUUAAGAAUUUGGAAUUCUCUCAUUCUGGGUUUAAAUUGGCUGCGAUAUUUUGAGUGAAUGGUCAUGUAAACCUGCCAGUGACAAAUGAUUCUAAAGAACGGCAAUUAUAUCUUACGUUUGAAGGGGUACAAUCGAUUCCCAGUGAUUUUUGUGUAUUGGUGUCUCGGAAAACUGAGUUAUUUUUGGCACAAAUGUGGCUAUGAAUUCAAAUGUAUGUCUUUAAAAUGUACUUAAAAAUGUACAUUGAUGAUCUGUUGUAGGUUUUAGUCCUUUUAUUGUCUUCUAAAUUUUUUCAUCUGAUUUAAAUAGCGCAUGUCCAAAGAAAAAUAUUAAGUACAUGUAGGGCAAGUUGUAGUUUAUUGUAAUAGCGUUUUAAGUUCUUAAUUGCUGCCUGCAUGAUCAGCCAACACUGCUCUGAAAACAAUAAAAAGGUAUUUUAACUCCUAUCUGCCAAGUGGACUUUCUAUCAAAUCAGCAAUAUUGCUCUCGCAAUUCACCGAGGCCGAAGAUUUUGUCAGCUGUAGCUGAAGCUAGUGCAACCAGACCUCGUCGGCCAUCUUUGUGUCGAUUGUAAGACCUGACCAACUGAAAUUUACAAUUUUAGUCGUAUUGUGGGGUAUCGGCUGCAAAAACUUCGGCCCAAUUCUGAAUUUUUUUGGCAGAUAUGGAUCAAAGGGACAACUUGGGCAUAAGAUAUGUUAGUUUUCAUACAGAAAUGACUUCCAGCAGGAGUCCGAACAAUAUCGUUGAAAGGAGGGGGUGUGACCUUAGGCCUGCCUGAAAUCCACAAGCCAUUUCCAAUAUUGCCUCGCAACACUGACAGAAUUUAUUAUUAGAGAUCAGCACUUGUAUGAAACUACGAGUGGCGGUACAUAAUGGCAAGCAGGGGUAUUAUUCUCCUGGACACGUAAAUCCCACGCCCUUAUUGUCCCUUUAAAUCGAGCAAAGCACUUAGUUAUAGACAUGCAUGGUAUUCAUAGAUCAUUUAUUGUACGAGAUUCAUCGCUCGCUAAAUUUCGAAAUUGUCAGAUGUGAUUCUGAAUUCUAUGGCUUUAUUGAAUAAUGAUUAGAAGUUUGCAUACAAAUUAAUGCAUGAUACUUGUAAUGGAAAAAAUUAAAUAUUACUAUAGUUGAGAUUUUUAGGUAAUUUUGUCAUACGCAUUGAAUGUGCCACCAUUGUGUAUCCACGAUACAACCUUGUCCCAGAUAGCCUUAAUAUGCCCGUGUGUAUAUAGACAAUAUAUACAGUUAUAAUCCCAUAGGGAUGAGUUUGCUAUUUUUGCGUAGGUAAUGUAGUAUGUUGUUGAUUUGAUGAUUUGCUGCUUUUCGGUCCGGGCGGUAAAUUUUUUUGCAAAGUGGCCAGUUAAUGCUGAAAGUCAGUGUUACAAGACUACCAGUACUGGAAAAUCCAGUUGGUUGGGAAAAAAUUUGCUAGCAGGGGUCGUUCGGUGUCAAACAUCUGGUCACAAUGGUUUGCAUUUUAAAGUUAGUGCAGUAUGAUGCAUUUCUGGCAUUGAUUGAUAAUGAUUUUAUAUAAAACGUGAGCAUAGUUUUAAUUGUUAUAUAUAAAUAUAACAUAUGUAUGUAUGUAUGUAUGCCAUAUGAGAAUUCAUAGCAACCGGUGGUUAAAUAUGAUUUCUUGAUUGAACUAAGAAUAUGGAUGAUGGUUGUGCAGUAAAACCAAUAAAUUCUUGCUCGAUUUGACACUUGUUUAAAGUGACCUACCAGGUCCUUUCUAUGUUGUGUACAUUGACGCUUUUAUUUCAGUGCGACUGAUUUGGUUUUGCCGGGAUUUUUAAUAUUUGGUAAUUGACACCUCGUAGAGUAAUGCCUCUGAUUUCAGUUGACAGAGGGCAGUCAGAUCAACAAGCCGGUACCAAGAACUCUACUUGCAAAAAUCCUGGGCCUACCGGGUUCUUACAUGGACCCCUUCAAAUAUGCCUUCAGGUAAAACAGAAACCUAAAACAAAUAUUGCAGCAUUGGUAGUUUUCAUAGAAAUGGUCAAGUAAAACGAUUUUGUCAAUUCAAAGUUUUUCGCCCAGUCUUCGCAGAGCAUGCCAACAUCUUUGCCUAUUUCAGCCAGAAUUUCAUACUUAACUACUGAAUGCAGAAUGCUGUCAUUUAUUUGGCGCACUUGUAUCUUAUCUGUAGUCGCGGUCCUGGACCGAAUUACAUCACUCUAUGUAUAGACAUAUUUACAUUGUAUGCGCAUAUUAUACUGGUAGGAGAGCAUAUAUACUACUUAUUCACUUGUACUGUUAAUGUAUCCAAGAUACAGUGUGGUGAUUUUGUUUCUUAAAAUCAUAAUUUCAUAUUUUUGCUGCAAAUUUUGCUGCUCUAGCUGUCUCACUAUUGUUGUACGUAGCAUGCAUUAUUUUGUUGCAAGAAGACUUCCCUUGUUUCCUUUAAUGGACAUGUCCGGUCAUUGAGGUGGGUGAGUCCAGUUGAAAGAAAUAGGGGUUCAAGAUUCAUUUAUUCUGACUUGAACCACUCUCCUGUCUGCACUUUCCGUAGUAUAAUCCUAGUUUUUGUCUGUCUUUUGUUUUCUUUUGGUUGCCAUAGUAACCAUCAUAGUUUCCUUAGCAACACAGAGUAAUUUAUAGCUGUCACUUUCUUUCCCUUAUAAAAUUUGAGCUGUUCCAGAGUUUGGCAUUAAUAUCAUUGCAUUUAUCGUGUCAAUGACUCAAAGGUAGCAUCAAAAAGCCUUUGUUAUCAGAAAUAAUUGUCGUAAAUCAGCACUCACCAAUCAUAUCUUGAAUAACAGACCCCAAUAUUUAUGGCCAUAUUUAUACAGGAUUGGCAUUUUGUGCUCAGCACAGUCUGAUGUCGUUAUAUGUUAUUCGUCACUUCGGCUUGUAGUCACGACCUUGAGAUCCUUCACUACUACCUUGACCUCUGACCUCUAAAAAGGUCAACGCAAAUGAAAUUCAACCUUGAACUUAUUGACUUACUGCAGAUAAUUUGACCAUGAAAUCCGACCAAAAAGUAUUUUGAAAAAUAUAUUCCUUCCAGAAAGAUUCACUCUUACCUUUUAGUAUUUUAACCUGUGUCCUAAAACCUCUGUCUUGAUGAAUCAGUUAUAUUCAACAAUAUUAUCGAUAAUUCCAAAUAAAUUUUACAUUCCAGUGAUCGGUAAUUGUGCUGUCUGCAACACCAAAACUGCAUGUAACCUUCCCUUUCUUUAUCUCUCCAAUUUGUUGCCAAAAUCACGAUUACUUAAAAAAGCUUUCAAAAAGCGGUGCAGACGAAGUACAUAUUAAUUAUUUCCAAAAUGUUUGUCAUAAUCAACUCUAUUGGAACUGACUGAGGGUGAUAUCUAUACUUGACGAUUGAGACAUGCCCUUCAAAAUUUGUCCUUGACCUUGCCGACCUUGACCUUACUGAAAUGUGCAUUCUCAACCGAAAUUGAAUGAAAGUGUUCAUUCUGAAACUAAAUAGUAAGGAAUGGGUACAAUUUUAGCCCCAGUACAAGUAUAUCCUAUGUGCAGAGCUGCCAACGAGUACACUCUUGGAAUAUUAAGCUUUUUUCACCAACAUUAAUGAAACUAAUACCUUGAUUUCUAGAUUUUGCCAAGGGAAUUGCAUUAAAAGUACACUUCGGAUGUUGGUAGAAAUCACUAGAAUACACAAAAAAAUUGGCAGAAUUGGCUGAAAAUACUUUAAAAUCCUGUCAAAAUACCUUCUGGACAUUUUUGGCCGUGGCAGGUCCAUAUGAUGCAAUAAUGGUACCACUUCAGAGAUUGAAAUGAAAAUUUGCCCUCUGGAACAACACACUCCUCACUAUUUAAUUUUUACAUUUUUCCUACCUAUUUCUUUUUCUCAACAGAUUUUCUAUCCUUAUCUUCGCCUGUACUAUUGAGAUUAUAACUUGCCUGUGUAAAAUAUUUCAAAUUUUUUUUUUGUAAAAACAUUGGUUUUAGAGGUUGCAUUUGUGCUUUUUUUGGGUGCACUUAUUUCUAUGAUUCUGGUGAUUUUUGACUACAUGUAGGUGCAUGGUUUUAAGAUAUUGUUUAGAGCUUACGGUGAUGACAGUUUCAAAGAUGGAAAAAUUAUGAAUUUUUAAAACACGAACUGAUAUUUUUGAUAUUUUGUAAUUUGAUAUCAUGAUAAUGAUAAGCCAUUAAUGAAAUAUUUUGCAGAAUUCCUAAUUCUUGCAAGCUAUCUGGCGUGAUGUCGUCACCCAGAAAAAAAUUAUGUCAAGAAUGUAAGUUCAUCUUUAAAUGUUAAGAGAAAUUAUCUGAAUCAUGCCUUAGGGAAAUUCCGCAAAAAUAAACAGAUCCCGCAGAAAUUUCUCAUUCUACUGUCGUGUGUUCAGUGACGCUAUAAAAUGACCCCAUAAUUAGAAAAAAGUGAAUUUUGAACAAAUCUACUACCCAGCUUCAAUAUUUUCACAAGGUCUGUGUUGCAAUUUGUUCAUCAUAUGAAACUAGACCUCCAUGGUUAAGGUGGUUCCCCAUCAGGACUAGGUGCUUUGCUGCCAUACUGUAUAUAGAUUCUGAUUUUGCCAUUCAAUUUAUUUCAUUGAAAUGUAUAUUUUAUUUGAAUGCCAUAUAGCAGGCGAUUGCAUGUGUUGCAUAGCAUAGUCAGUAGUGUGGAAAUGUCACAACAAAUAUGUUGAUUGGGUUUAGGUUUCUUUGUGCAUUUCUCAGCGAUGCUGGGAGUAUUUUCAGGCAUUCUCAUUUAUGAAAUCAUUUAAAUCAAGUGCUGUGGCUCAGAACCUCUAUUGAAUGAUUAUUGGCCUGUGAUCCUUUUGGUGUCUGUACCACGUGGCAGUAUCUAAAACCACAUACCACAUACCCACAUGCCAAUUUUUUCCAGGUGGGGCAAUACAAUGACAGUUUAACUAUUGUUAAAGGAAAAUCUGUCCAUCUUUCGACCUUAGAGGGCGCCACUCUCAGUAACUUAUGUCGAUAUUUCCAAAAAAAUCUUCCAAGAAAAACAAGUUUUAAUGAGCCUUGCAGGGCAUCUGUGCCCUCUCUGUUGCCCGCCUUCUGGUUGGCUCAAGUGCUCGGCUAACAGGCCCUAGUUGAGAUUCUUUUCUUCAGGCAUUUCUACACUACUACCUAUGAUAUACAUAGCAUACAUUCUAGGUGCAUCAUAGAUUUACCAUAGGUGCAUCUCAUCACAUAAUUUACAUUAAUAGUGUUAUACAAUAACCGCCAUAUUUGAUUUUGCUUGAUUCGCUGCCAUCUUGUUUUGUUAGUGUAAGAAAAUGUAUCAUUUCCGUAGCUUACGAUUUAAAAUCACGCUUUAAUUAUUGUAGUGCUUGUAGAGCAUUUCGAUUGGGUGGCCUUAGGCUGCUGUUUCAUUUUAUAGCCAACCGUUUCAGCUGGUUUCAGAUUUUAUAGACACCCAGCACCUUUUGUAAUGGUGAGUGUAGUACAGUGUCAACUUUCAGAGUAUUCUCUAGGUCUGAUGUCGUUACCGUGGCAAUUGGUAAAUUGACUCUAAACUCAAUUCAAUAUUGUUAAUUGAAAAAUGUAUUGAAUGAACACUUUGAAAAGUUAUGUUCAAUUUUAAAUGAAAUGAGUUUUGCUGUUUGAUUUGGAUUCCUUUCUGGUCAGAUGUUUUUCAUCAUGGUCAAAUUUGAGGGGUCAAGGUCAAAGCUUUAACUUACAUUGUGACCUUUGCUGACUUGUGUGUGACCUUGGAAUAGACUGGGACUGACCUAGAUUUCUUAGGCAUUGAUUUUGAAAGGUUUCGCUUCUAAAUAUCCUUAAAAUACACAGUAUUGUCUGGUGUUGGUCCUAGCUGUUGAAGGUCAUUGUUGUUGUCUGUUAACUCUUCACCAUCCUUGUGUUUUUAUUUGUGAUGACCCUGUAAAAUGAAUGUGCUGCCAAAAGAAGAAACCAAGUCAAACAGUCAGUUUACCAGUUUACCAGUUUUGCACUUUGACUGUGUUGUGCCCACUUCAGAGGUAAAGAUCACAUGAUUUUGACCUUGAUAAAGGUCAUGUGUGUCACGGCCAUGAUCGUGACCUUAAUCAAGGUCAUUUGUUACAAUCAGAUAGGUCUUGAAUUCGUUUCCUGUUUUCACCUUAUGAAGGUUCGUAUUUUAAAACUUCAUCUUUUCGCAAAUUUUCUCAACGUGUAACUUGAAUUAUAACAUUUUAUAUGAGUGUAGUUUCCCAGUGUCGCCACGCAGUGGUCAUGUCAGGCAUUAUGAUUGUCCGCUUAAUUCUGCAUUGAUGAUUUCGUCAUGGAAAGGUUGCAUUUUGUAAAGCAUUUCAUGCAGUUUUGUUGUCCGUUUCUGUGUGUGUGAGGAAAAUAUCCCAAAUUCGGUGUAAACAAUAUAAUUUGGGCCAGUUGUUCCACGCCAAUCCCGGUAACAAUACCUUCGAGAUUCUAAGAAGCUCAGAUGUUCCGACAGAUUAACUGCUCCUUGAGAAUGCAGAUAUAUCUCUCUGCAUGAGACGAUGUCGAAAGUGCUCUCGACAGUGAAUGCCCUACUUCUUGAAUAUAUCUGUGUCCCUUUUGAAAACAACAGAGCCAGACGUAAGUUGUAAAAUGAGGAACCCGCACAACAAAACCUACCAAUAGGGGGCCCUGCAGGCAAGUGGACCAUGGUUGUGAUGAGAAAGCCAUUUCUUCGGUCAAGGAUUAUUGAAUAUUUCAACCCUUAAUUACUCUACAUGGGGAAAUAGCACCAAAAAUCUAUUUUGAUGAAUUUUAUGGAGAAAAUCAACAAAACUUGAUUUAAUGGAAAAUGCACUGGCAGUGUACCUUUUAGUACUUGUGCUGCCAUCUGGAUUUUUAGUUCUGCAGGUUCCUCAAUGUUGCUAUGCUGGGGAAAUAUUGCUUGUUUAAGGUCCCCAGGUAAUAUUAUAAUAUCAUUUGAAAGUAAAAGAGUUCACUUAAUAUAUAGUUGUAAAAUAUACUUAUGUCAAGGUCUGGAGGCGAUAUCUUCAAUUUUGACGAAAUCAAGCAAUUCUGGCGAAAACAAGAAAAAUACAUUGAUGACGGUUGUCGGAACAUCCCGGAAGCCAUAACUUAACUAACUGUGAUGUUAGCAAUACAACCCAAGAAGUGCAGUCUUGUGUUCACCUGGUAGCAAGACGAAUAUAUCGGCCAGUUACCUCCCAGAAUUCCAAACCUGUCUUGAUAUUAUGUAUACCCCCCUCCCCCUAUUUUCUAAAAUGAGCUAUUCCAUUGCCACAAACUUGGUAGUUGAUGGACCAGUCCAAAGGUAAUAUGAUAGGUGGUGCCACUAUUUUUUGCCACAUUUUGGCCUAACUUGCUAACCUUUCUGCCUUCUAUUGGUUCAUUGCAACAAAGUAGCCAGUUUAUUCUUAAGUUUGGUUUCGAAUUGCGAAAAGCGUGUAAAAAAUGAAAUUGGCUGAGACGAAAAGUGCUGAAUAGUUUGCUAGUUCGAGUUAGGUUCUUAAAAAUUUUAAGCGUUCAUUUCGCUCCCAAAAAAACCCAAAUGAUAUGAGUUGCCAUAGCAGUUGAUUCAGUUGUGCUAAUUAAUUGCAUAAUUAUGCUAAUUACCACAUGAACGAUUAAUAAGAGUUAUAAUCUGUGCCAUAAUCAGUAGAGAAUCUUAAAGAAGUUGAUUGAUUAAACGUUGAAAUUGUUGAAACUGUUAUCAGGUGUUACAAACUGUGGCACCCUCCCCCUGCAUGUUGGAAUUUUGCGACGGUGUAGAGAUAGAUCAACUCUAUGAUGUUUGCAGGUUUAAGUUAUCUAUGUCUUGGAUCAGCAGAGUUAAAGCUAGGCAUUGUGAGGAUAUGACAUGUACAUGUAGAAUACAUUCUGCUGCAUAAUGUGUCCAGAGGGAAGGUGUCACAUCAAAGGAACGGGCCCAGUUAACCCUUUGCGCCCUGAGGACUUGAGGCAGUAUUUGGUUUAAACCGUUGAACAUUGUUGAGCAGGCGCAGUGAUGAAGCCAAUGACCGCUGUAUGAGUAUAAAAAAGAGACAACUUUUUCCAACAAAAUUUGAAUGAUAAAAACCAUUGGCUUGUGAACAUGACACAGAGGCUUUUCAGUCUAAUUAGACUAAGAUUAUUAAGUAUUUGGUACAAAAAAAAUGUCUCCAAACUUCAGAGUGUCAAAAGUGAUGCCCGUCCUCGGUCAGUUUCACUGGGUUGCUUUGUUAUUUAGGUUCCUCGCAAGAGAUGGGAGAGAUGGAUGAUUAAAUGUCAACGAACAAGACCCUGAAAUAAAAUCAUGGCCAAAAGUGCCCUUUGAGUGGUUUUCAUCUGAUUGUUUUGUCAAUACAUUUGGAAAAUGCCUUACAUUUCUUAAAUUGAAAACGCUGCACACCUGGGCCUCUUCCAUCCCCUUGAUGGUGGACCUGAUGAUACAUGAUCAUUAUUCUUGAGGUAGCUCACAAAAACCUUGUAAAUGUAAAAAGUAUUUCUAGCAAACAACUUGAUGAGUGGUUUAUUUUCACGGCAUUGACUUUUAUUGAGUGUUCUAGAUGGGCGUAGAUAUUUAGGUCGUAUGUUUUAAUUUCAUUUGCUUUAAGCAAGGUCUUGCACGUCGGCAAUUUGUAUUUCGUUGAGGAGAAGUGGAGUAGCGCCAUCUUUUGUGAAGGAAAACUGAUUAUUUGGACUUCUUGACUGAUAUUUUUUUCUGAAUAAGACUAUUUGUAGAACUGGGAAUUUCUAAAAUCGGACAAAAAAUAAGUGUUUUAGAUGCAAUUUUCGAAAGUAAGGCCAAUGUAUUUUACAGAAAUUUUAGAUUUUUUGUUUUUCUAUUAUGAGCACCAUCCGGGAAGAACGAGAAUUUUUUUUAAUGCCCGAAAUACCUGUAGUGACCCAAAAUAAACGAUUGUACAUUAAAAUAUGUUAACUAGACUUUUCCAAAAAAUGGUAAAGUGAAUUUCUUUGGACAAUAUUCACUGCUUUUUGUGACAAUUUCUGGGUCUUAACCUUUGCGACAGAAUGCCUCAAAUCAGUAAUAGUUCGGCAUCAGAAUUUGAGGGAAAAAAAUCAAUUUCUGUACUCUUUAUCAUCUCCAAAAGGUGGCGACGCUCCUGCACCAAGCAUCAUAUUGCACUGUAAGUAGGGAGGGGAGGACAUCCCAGAUUAGCUUUAACCUUGUACCUACCCUGAAAUCAAAAGUGGACUGAACACUGCAUUGUUGGGAAAGUCCACUUCGGAUAAGUAGGGGUGAUGGACGACUCUUGUUGUAUGUUGUUUGGGAGAAAGUACCACACCGCAGUUAUUGUAAUGUUAUCUUUAAAGUUUACAGAGGCAGGGUAUGCUCAGUUUGAAUAAAGGAAGCCUCGGAAAUGCCCUAAAAUGCUGAUAAGAGCUAUCUGGUGCUCACUUUGAUACAACUAACACAUUUCCCAAAUCCGAAUACUUGACUACAGAUUGAUACCAGUCACCGACCCUCGAUAUCCAAAUGAGUUAAGCCUUUUAACUGCAGAGGUCUUGUCGAAGCACUGUUAUCGGAACAUACCCACGAUGUCCUGGGGGCGGAUGGCUUGCAGGGUUGGACCUGAUCAUGUUGGAUGAUUUGGCUUCUGCCUGAAAAAAUGAGUAAAAUCUUCGUAAAAUUGAUGAAACUACAGCAUAAACAUUUUGUGUUACAGUUGUACAGUUAUUCAAUUCUAAGCUGCCACACCCAUUGAAUUAAACUUUGCACUUAACACUAAUAGAUAGUUGGGGCGCUUCGAGAAGUCCCAUCGCCUUUUUAUGCACAAUGGCAUGAUUUUGCAAUAUGAAAUGUUACACUCAAGUCACAAAUAUAAGGUGUGAGCAUUAUGAAUAAAACGAUAUUGAUAAUACAUUGUAACAAUAAUAUUUAUUGCCAGUGCUGAAUUAUCAGUUAGCAAUUUAUUAUUGUGGAAAAUGAUAUCAAGGGAAACUUUGUUGAUUUGAAGGCCUCGGAAUUAAGUCCACAUUGGUUUGUGAAGACAGAACACAAAUCUGCAACUAAUAUUUUAACCUGUCCAUCCUUGCAUCACAUUGUGGUAUUUCCCAAGCAUUGUUCUAGGGCAUACCCAUUUAUUAUAAUGAGGGUGGAUGACUGCCAUGAUUAUAAUGAAAGGCGAGUUACAAUUUGCAGUUUAAAUGGACCCUGCCCUCCCCCCUCCGUCUCCAGAAUAACAUAUUCUGAUGAUGGUGUGUUUGAAAUGUCCAUUGUGAUACAUAGGGUGGACAGGUAGCGUGAUUCUGAGAUGAUCAUGUAAUAUUCUUGAGUAAGUUACUAUUCCAGGUGUUAAUUGGUGCUAACUAACCAAAAAUUAAUAUCUUGAAUGCAGAUUUCUUAACUUUGAUUGUGAUAUGCAUUUCAACUUGUGUAAUGAUUUUGACCUAUAAUAAAUAUGGCGCCCAACUGAACGUGAAGGAUAAGUUCCCAACCUACGGAGGAGUCCACCCGGAAUACUAAUUUGCAUAACAGAUUGGUUAAUUGGCACCAAUUAGAUUAAUGUACAGCGGCAAUUUGUUUCACUUCAGAUUUGUAUUUUAUCUGGGAAGUGGCACUUCAUCAUAAGCCGUUGACUGUUCCAUUUGUUUUGGUAUCAUUUGUUUUCACAAUUUUAACCAACUUUUAAAACUAAACCACAGGUGAGAUGAACUGUUUCCUGUGAAACAAGUGCUUCAUACAAACCAGAAGAAAUUCCUAUGGCCUCACGACAAGAAAAUUUGAAAUUGGACACUUACUGUCAAAAUCCCAACUGACAUCUUUCCUACAACGUACGCGCGAGUUGCGCAAUGACGCGCUUAUCUCUCUUUCGCGUAUACGUGCCACCUACGCGCUGGAUAGCGCAUCAGUGACACGAAUUUGGGGAUGACAGUUGUGAUUAGGACACUGUGGUAUUAAAGUGUUCUGCCUUUUUGCAGAGGAGUUAAUGACUUCAGUGUGUGGAGUUAUUUCAGAGUUAAAUCUAGCCUGAAUUUUGCUCCUUUUAACGAGUCCCUAGCUGUUCGAUUCAGGCUGGUGCAACUCCGAGAUCUUCAACUAUAGAUAUUGGUAUUCCCUGGACUGUUAAAUCAUGUCAAGAGUUCCCAGGGUGUUCCAUCAUUUGGCCUACCUCCUGAACAAGCUAACAUUAUGAGCGUUCAUUUCGGUGAAAGUUUGGGCUUGUAGGCUUUCCUCUGGUGUGCUUUAAGCUAGCCAUAUGUUGAGAUAUCUUUAACUGUACCUUGCCUUUACAUUACUCAUAUACCGGUAACAGUGUACAUUGAAGUAUGGGUGUUUGGGCAAGCUUUCCAGUGGAAAAUGUUAGCUUUUCUGGUGAACUUUUAUUCGCGGAGCUUUUAGCAGCAUGUUUGGUUAGGUAUGCAAUGAUUGUCUUAUCACAAUGUAUGCAAACUAUGUUAUUCUUUAGUCUGAAUGAAUUAAAAUACCAAUGCAAUAG